GGACUGUCCAGAUCACAUCCUGACGUCUGAUCAAAGAGGGGCCAGCAUUUCUUCUGGAGACAUCUGUCAGCCCGAGCAGCCACUCUGGAGCCAACAGUACUAACAGAGUCAACGACAGGGACCAGUGACAGUAGUCGAAUCACGGGAAGCGUCUCUUCAGCUGAGGCAGGGUCAGCCCAGCGGGACGGAGCCAUGGAGCCACCGGAGGACAUGGAGGGCCGCACCUUUGUGGAGGUGAUGAGUGAAAAGUACAGCCCGGAGAACUUCCCGUGCCGCAGGGGGCCCGGUAUGGGCGUAGUGGUGGUGCCCACCGCAGGUCCUCAAGGAUCCCCCAUGAAAGACCGCCUGAACCUGCCCAGUGUGCUGGUGUUGAACAGCUGUGGGAUCAGCAGGGCCGGGGAGCGGGCAGAAAUCGUCGCCUUCUGUGCCCACGUCAUCGAGCUAGACCUGUCGCACAACAAACUGCAGGACUGGCAUGAGAUCGGUAAAAUUGUCUCCAACAUCCCCAACCUGGAUUUUCUGAACCUGAGCUCCAACCCCCUGGCGGGAAUGGCCCUUGAGCCGCGGUGUGCCGAAGCCUUUUCUCGGGUCCGACGCCUCGUCCUCAACAACACUCAGGUGUCCUGGGACACUGUGCUGCUGCUCGCCAGGGAGAUACCCGAGUUGGAGGAGUUGUUUCUGUGCCUUAAUGAGUACAGCAGUGUGAGUGUCUCAAGCGUGGUUUGCCCCACCCUGCGCCUGCUACACAUCACCGACAACAGCCUCAAGGACUGGACCGAAGUCCGCAAGUUUGGCCCCAUGUUCCCCAGCCUGGAAACUCUGAUCAUGGCCAACAACCACCUGACCUCCAUUCAGGACAACAAGGACAUACUGCAACGACUCUUUCCCAAACUACGCAGCAUGAACCUGAAUAACUCAGGUCUCAGCCAAUGGGAUGACAUCGAGAAGCUGAACUUCUUUCCCAGACUGGAGGAGGUUCGGCUGCAGGGCAUUCCCUUACUGCAGACUUACACCAACGUAGAGCGACGGAGCCUCAUGAUAGCACAGCUCCCUGCAAUAUCUUUGCUAAACGGCAGUGUUGUGACUGAUAAUGAGAGGGAAGACGCAGAGAGAUUCUUCAUCCGUUACUACUUAGACUACCCUGAGGAGGAGCUGCCCGACAGGUACCACUCUCUGGUGACUAAGUACGGGAAACUGGAACCACUCGCCGAGAUUGACCUCAGACCUCGCUGCCGUGCCCAGGUGGAGGUUCACUGUGAGGAAAAAGUGCAAGAGCUGAACAUCCGUCUGGACCAGACAGUAGCUGAGCUGAAGAAGCAACUGACGACCGUCGUGCAGCUUUCCACCAACAGCAUGAGGCUCUAUUACAUCGACAAGUUCAGCGCCUUCGGCCCUGAGGAGAUGAGAUACAACACGCGCGCUCUCCACUCCUACAGCAUCCAGGACGGAGAUGAAAUACUGGUGGUGCCCAAGACCAAGUAAAUCACUGGAAUCAAAGUGUCUGAGAGGAGGGACUCACUGAUUGAUCGAUUUGUUGGAUUAGUUGUUGAUUGGUUACCUGAAAAUCACAAAAUCACUGGAAAAAGUAUAAAUGAUCAGCGGCCGAUGUGUAAGAGCUUAAAGAAGAAGUUGAUGUGUAAAACAUCAGAAGACUCCACAGAGGGCUACAGUGAGCUGCUAGGAGGGCCUGACUGGAAACGCAGCCAGUCAGGAGAGAAUUUGUCUUUAUUUAUUUGAGCUUUAUUUAAGAGGAAUCCAUUGGAGUCGACCUGUCAGAUAGGAGAAGAGGCCGAGAGAGCAACCUCGAAUCUACUAGAAGUUUAACUGGAGCGAGGGGGAGGGCCCUGCUGUAUCAACCAAGCAGCUCUGUCGCUAAGUACAAAACAUUUACCACCGGCUUGCCCACUCGUCACAGAAAGCUACCCCGCUGCACUCAUCUCCACCUCUAAGUGGGCACAAUAUCAGGAAGAGCAGUUUUUGUUGAAGGGAAAAUAUUUCCUAAAAACAGUAACGAUGAAAGACGGCGAUGAAACUUUGUUUUUUUUGGUUAGUUCUGUUGUUCAAAGGUUUUUUUCUUUUUCUUCUUUUUUUCAAACUUCUGGGAAUUAUUACAAUGGUUAGAAGAAGCUACAUCACACAGACAUCAGUUAGAUAAAUACAUAAAGAGUCAUAAUAUUAGCUAUCUCUCCAACAGCCAAUAAGGACACUUAAGAGGGAUUUCACUAAGAUAUGAUCGAGAUUAGAUCGCAGCCCCUAAUAGCUCAAAAAGUAGUGAUUCAUUUUGCUCCCACUAUCUGCUCCAUUACAUGUUUAAUUCACAAAGCAUAUAUAUAAUUUAGGGCUGGGCACGUUAACGCGUUAUUUUCGCGUCAACUCAUUGAUUAAUUAUCGCCGACAAUUGUUUUAUCUUGCAUUAACGCAGUUUUUAUUAUUUAUUUUCUUAUUGUAAAAGUCUGUUGCUCAUUGGCUUUUUAUUUGUAAAAUUCC
Labrus bergylta (ballan wrasse) is the source of this 2487-nucleotide messenger RNA. RefSeq names its product tubulin-specific chaperone cofactor E-like protein. The record is from RefSeq and is a predicted model, not a curated record. Gene Ontology annotation, molecular function: protein binding. NCBI's taxonomy places the organism in Eukaryota, Metazoa, Chordata, Actinopteri, Labriformes, Labridae.